Molecule: messenger RNA, 729 nt
Organism: Saccoglossus kowalevskii
Lineage: Eukaryota; Metazoa; Hemichordata; Enteropneusta; Harrimaniidae
Product: peptidoglycan recognition protein 1-like
Biological process (GO): peptidoglycan catabolic process
Molecular function (GO): N-acetylmuramoyl-L-alanine amidase activity; zinc ion binding
Source: RefSeq, a predicted model, not a curated record
UUGAGAAUAUGAAGACUCUACUGGUUAUACUCUGUGUGGCUACUGUUGCAUAUGCCGACGAAAGAUGCGAAAGCAUGGGUGGUACCUGUCAGCUUGACAGUCUUGCGUGUGUAAAUGGUCACUAUCGAAGCGGAUUGUGUUCCGGUGGUGCUGACAGGAGAUGCUGCGUUCCUAGUAUUUACUGUGGUGAUGUACAGGUGAUUACCCGAGCCCAGUGGGAGGCACGAGACCCAAUAUCCAAAAGCACGAUGCCCACACCUGUUGAUCUGAGCUUUAUACACCAUACUGCCGGUAACAGUUGCUAUAAUAUUGAUGAUUGCUGUGCACAGAUGCGUAGUAUACAGAACUAUCACAUGAAUGACAACGGGUGGAAUGAUAUCGGAUACAGUUUUCUGAUUGGUGAAGACGGCAACGCAUACGAAGGGCGUGGUUGGGGAGUAGAGGGCGCUCAUACUAGUGGUUAUAAUGAUGUUUCACAUGGAAUGUCAUUUAUGGGCACAUACAUGUCUCGCCUGCCGAAUACUGCAGCCAUGGAUGCUUGCUACGACCUUUUGCAAUGUGGCAAGGACGAAGGGUUCAUCACAAGAUUUGGUCACUGCAUUCAGGGUCAUCGUGACGCAGGUACGACGUCAUGUCCGGGAGAUGCACUUUAUAAUGACAUGCAGUCAUGGCCUGAGUAUUGUUAAACUGUACUUGGUUGAAUAAAAACAAUAAUCAUAAUAAUUAAUU